Molecule: messenger RNA, 1232 nt
Organism: Papilio xuthus (Asian swallowtail)
Lineage: Eukaryota; Metazoa; Arthropoda; Insecta; Lepidoptera; Papilionidae
Exons: 5
Coding region: 168-1043 (291 amino acids)
Source: RefSeq, a predicted model, not a curated record
AUAGAUUGUCAAAAUGAUUCAAAUGACAUAAGAAAAUAAAAUUAUAUUUAACAAUCUAGAAUACAAAAACAUUCCACAAAUAUGCUGGUAAUGAUGAAACCUUCACAAUGAAAAGAUCACACUGAGCCCCGCCUCAGCGACUACCCGAAACUAGAAAUACACCCGCCAUGUCCCACACGAUCCGCCACGUUACCCUGGCGGUGACGCGAGCCUGCCUCAAGAUACCGGGCACCAGCCACCUUUUCAAAACACUCACCAGAAGCUUUGCAGAUAUUGCUAAGAAGGAUUCACCUUCCAACGUUGCGGUGCGGAACACAAAGAGUGACAUAUGUUUGCGCGUGCGCCGUGCGCGGCCGGCGGACGUGCCCCGCGUGCUUGCCUUCAUCCGCACCCACACGCGCAACGCAUGGCCCACGCUUGGCGCGCCUUCCAAUGCAUCGCAGAUCGUGCUCUCCGACUACGUCUCCCGAUCCUUGGCUCAAGGCCAUUCAAUGAUAGCGGAGCAGCAGGAUACGAGCAACAAGUCGUGUCGUAUCCGCGCGCUGGCGCUGGGCACGACCAUGUGCAAGUGGGACGCGGGCGUUCUGGAGAAAUGGGCGCGAUGCGUGCAGUGCCCGCGCUCGCGCCAGCUACUCAUGUUCACGGCGCACUGCCUGCGCGCGCCCGGACUGCACGACAAAUAUCACGUGCACAACAUACUGCAGGUGAUACUGAUCGUGCCGGAGGACGUGUCUGCGCGCAGGGAGGUGAUCAAGACGCUGGCCCGCAGUGCCAUGCUGCGCGGCCGAGACGUCGGCUUCUCCCUAGUGCGCUUCGACGCCGGCAACGACGCUGUAAUCGAAGUGUUGGAAGAAAUGAAGCUGCACAAGGAGUGGCGGAUCGUGUAUGACGUUUUCGGGGACGCUAUCAAGGCGCGCCACGACUGCGACUUCUCCUCACCCACCGACCACAACCACCCCAGCAAGCUGAAGAUGAACUACCCCCAGGUGGGGCACGGCCAUGCGCUCACCGUCUAUUCCGCCUUCACUGAUACCCCCAAAUAACAUACUGUGGCCUUGCGUCGCCGUAAUACUUGUAUGAAAACAAAUUGUUAACCUCUCAUUUUAUUUGAAAAACAGAUACAAUAUAUGUUUUAUUACAAAUGUUACGGCGGUGAAAUUCACGGAAAUUCACGGUGUAACUCGAAAUUAACAAAAAAAUAUGAAAACAAUAAUAAAGCACUUUUAAUUUAA